UCCCCGGACCCCGCAUUCGCUAUAUCCGCUCUCCCCGGACCCGGCAUUCACUGUAUCCGCUCUCCCCGGACCCCGCAUUCACUAUAUCCGCUCUCCCCGGACCCCGCAUUCACUAUAUCCGCUCUCCCCGGACCCCGCAUUCACUAUAUCCGCUCUCCCCGGACCCCGCAUUCACUAUAUCCGCUCUCUCCCCGGACCCCACAUUCACUAUAUCCGCUCUCCCCGGACCCCGCAUUCACUAUAUCCGCUCUCCCCGGACCCGGCAUUCACUAUAUCCGCUCUCCCCGGACCCGGCAUUCACUGUAUCCGCUCUCCCCGGACCCCGCAUUCACUAUAUCCGCUCUCCCCGGACCCCGCAUUCACUAUAUUCACUAUAUCCGCUCUCCCCGGACCCCGCAUUCACUAUAUCCGCUCUCCCCGGACCCGGCAUUCACUAUAUCCGCUCUCCCCGGACCCGGCAUUCACUGUAUC
Molecule: messenger RNA, 471 nt
Organism: Staurois parvus
Lineage: Eukaryota; Metazoa; Chordata; Amphibia; Anura; Ranidae
Source: the annotation of a GenBank genome assembly